AUGCAACUUUAUGUUUCGACCGCUCGUUUCCUCACGUGGGUUUCAUUCCUUGUACUAUUAACGACGGUGGCUUCGAAACCUCUCCUCUUCUGCCAACGUCAACACCAGCAAGUUGCAAACCCUAGACGCCACGUGGAUUUCCUCCGAGCAAUGUCUUCCGUCAACGACCACAUAACCAAACACAAGCUCUACGUCGAGUCUUCCUUCACCGACGUAUCUCCACCGAUCUACGUGUUCCUACAAUGCCGCCAAGACCUCUCCGUCUCCCACUGUCGCCGUUGUUUCAACGAUAGCAAACUAAAGCUCGAGGAGACAUGUUCGAGCUCCAACUCCGGUCGAGUCCACGGUGACAACUGCUUCUUACGUUUCGAUAACAGAGACUUCUCGGAGGAGUUCGUCGAUCCAAGAUUCGACCGAACCAAGUGCAAGAGAACAGGACCAGUUGUUGAUAAAUUCUGGAUAGAUCUUGAUGAGGCUUUUGUGAAUGCGACACUUAGAGCUGUUAAAAAAGGAGGCUUUGGCGCAGCUUCGGUGAGUCCAGCUGGUGGGAGCCCCGGGGUUUACGCUUUGGCUCAGUGUUGGCAAAGACUUGAUGGUAACUCGUGUAGAGAUUGUUUGGUUAAUGCUAGGUCGAGCUUGAGAGCUUGUGAAAGUAGUGAAGCUAGAGCUUUCUUUACAGGAUGCUACUUGAAGUAUUCUACACGCAAGUUUUUUGACGAUGCUGCUGUACUUAAACUUGACGAUGAUGAGGGAAGCUUUAGAAAUUCAUCGUACUUACCAGAUUUGAGUGAUCAAGAUGUUAUGAAACUAGCAGUUGCUGCGUUUUCGUUGUCGAUUCUUACUUCUCUUGGUGCCUUCAUCAGUUACAAACGGUUUUCAAGGGAGAGAAAAGCUCAAAUACCAUCGUGUUCUAACUUCAAAUAUGAGGUGCUUGAGAAGGCGACGGAGUCUUUCCACGACUCGGUGAAACUAGGACAAGGAGGAGCAGGUUCUGUAUACAAAGGGAUUCUUCCUGAUGGCAGAGUCGUUGCGGUUAAGAAGCUAUUCUUCAACACUCGUGAAUGGGCGGAUCAGUUCUUCAACGAAGUGAAUCUGAUCAGUGGAGUUCAACACAAGAAUCUUGUGAGACUACUUGGUUGCAGCAUAGAAGGUCCAAAGAGUCUUCUUGUCUAUGAAUAUGUUCAAAAUAGAAGCCUCGACCAAAUCCUCUUCAUGAAGAACACAGUCCACAUAUUGAGCUGGAAGCAACGGUUUAACAUCAUUAUAGGAAUAUCAGAAGGUUUAGAAUACCUACACAGAGGAUCUGAAGUGAAAAUCAUCCAUAGAGACAUCAAAACCAGCAACAUUCUCCUUGAUCAAAACCUGAGUCCCAAGAUAGCUGACUUUGGACUCGCACGUUCAUUAGGCACUGACAAAACGCAAACCAAUACUGGUAUCGCUGGAACACUGGGUUAUUUGGCUCCUGAGUAUCUCAUCAAAGGCCAACUAACUGAGAAAGCUGACGUCUACGCAUAUGGAGUUCUUAUUAUUGAGAUAGCAACUGGCAAGAAAAACAAUGCAUUCUCGCAAGGAACUAGCUCAGCUUUACACUCUGUAUGGGAACAUUUCAAAGCAGACACUCUAAAAAGCUCGGUAGAUCCACGGUUAAAAGGGAUGUUCACAGAGGAAGAGGCCUUGAAGGUUCUUGAAAUCGGAUUGCUGUGUGUUCAGUCUUCAGUAGAAUUGAGGCCGUCGAUGUCUGAGAUAGUCUACAUGUUAAAGAACAAUGAUUGUAAGUUUGACUCUCCAAGACAGCCUCCAUUCUUGAGUGCCAGUGUUCUCAUGGCUGAUGAGGAGACUAGAGACUAG
Brassica oleracea var. oleracea is the source of this 1848-nucleotide messenger RNA. Its product is annotated as cysteine-rich receptor-like protein kinase 1. Bases 1 to 1848 code for a protein of 615 amino acids. Gene Ontology annotation, molecular function: protein kinase activity; ATP binding. The transcript is spliced from 6 exons. Gene Ontology annotation, biological process: protein phosphorylation. The record is from RefSeq and is a predicted model, not a curated record. Lineage: Eukaryota; Viridiplantae; Streptophyta; Magnoliopsida; Brassicales; Brassicaceae.